This is a messenger RNA of Ylistrum balloti, 1626 nucleotides long. Its product is annotated as neuronal migration protein doublecortin-like. Bases 1 to 1626 code for a protein of 541 amino acids. Gene Ontology annotation, biological process: intracellular signal transduction. The record is from RefSeq and is a predicted model, not a curated record. The transcript is spliced from 3 exons. NCBI's taxonomy places the organism in Eukaryota, Metazoa, Mollusca, Bivalvia, Pectinida, Pectinidae.
AUGUCCGAAUUCGUGAGUGACCAGGAGUACAUACUCGGACAGGAAUCGCCACACACGGACGAUAAGACAGACAGCAAGAUGAAGGGCGAGACUCGCAACUCCUAUCAACAUAGACCGGUAAGUAUAUGGGAAUCUCCCGGAAGUGACAGCGAUGAAUAUAUUCACCAGACUAAGAUCAGACAUCAAUCAAACACCAAGCAGGCCCCUCCCCGCCGUGUACAGCAACCACCUUACCCCAGCGCGCGCUACGAGAGAUAUGAGGGAGAUCCGCCGACCCUACAGGAUCGCGAGAUGAAAGGUCGUGCGAUCCUCGUUAAGUUCUUCAAAGAUGACGAUCGCCUUUACAGGGGAGUGACCGUCUCCAUUAACGACCGUCAGUUCAAAUCCAUUGAAAGUCUGUAUGAAUAUCUCAACGUCAAAAUAGACACUAAAAAGGGUGUCCGGCACAUUUUCAAACUCAAAACGGAGACAGAAGUGAAGUCAGUCAAAGAGCUGGAGCGAGGGGAUAUCUGUAUUGUUUCAAGUGGCGCACGGUUCAAAAAAGAUGUAGUCAUGUGUAAUCUGUUGAUGGAGCAACCGAUCAGUCCUACAAAGAGUUUUAUUACCAACACUAACAGGUCGUCACGAGAGCAGGGCAGAUCUACACACGAGCGGUUCAACGACAGCAGCAACAGAACUCCAAACUCUACGGCGCCCAACAAACAAGUCACCUUCACCAUCAUCAGUAACACGGACCGAUACAGCAAGGAGAAAAUGAUCCUUAAUCCCAACACAACACAAAGCUUCGAACAAAUUCUCGACGACAUGGGGACCAUGCUCCAGCUGAAGUACCCGCCAGCAACCGGGAUCUUCUCCACCAGGAAACCCUUCCAACAGAUCUACAGUUUCUCCCAGCUGAACAGAGAGGUCAAGGUCAAUGGCAGUUUUUUCGUCUGUGGGAAAGAACGGUUCCCGGAAGAACUCGGGGUGACUGAUACAAACGAAGACAGCUUGUCAGAACCUGAACCGGAACCUGUCAGGAAAAGUAAGAAAGGGCCGCCGGUUAAUAAGAUAACACCAUUAAAGCGACGGAACGAGCCUUCCACCGAUGUAAAUCAGAAAGAAAACGUGAGUCCACCGCAACGUGGCAGAGCACGAAAUGACGUUAAGAAACCGAACAAGACGCCCAGAUACGAAACAGAGCCACGCCGAAAGCCGACAAAGGGGAACGAGACGUCACGUUACGAACAGAACCAAGAAUACAAUAACCAGUCCAGGUACGAAGACGAAGAACGCCAAAAACCAGUCAGAACAUCGCGGCAGCAAGAUCCACCAAGGAAAAUCAACAAAGCAUCGCCGCGAUACGAAGAAAGCGAGCAGCGGAAGCCCGGCAGAAACUUUGAACAACAGCAACAGCCAGAACGAGGACGACCGAAUGGGCACGCUAGAUUCGAGGAGGAAGAGGAAGAAGAAGACGUCUAUGAUCGGUCACCUGGCAAUGAUAUGAAGGACGACGACAUGGAAAGAGAACGGAACGGUGAAGCUAGCAGUGAGGAGGAGGAAGAGGACGACGAGGAUGAUAUUGGACCAUUUCCGCAAACGUCCCGAACCAGGAAGCCGGAGAGGAUGGUGACGCCUGAAUACUGA